AAAAUUUUAUUGGUCAGGGCGGAAAAAGCUCCACAUUCUUCUUUCGAGCAGUGUUCUGCCAUGCCUUUUACUGCAACACGCGCGCCGCCACACGGAUUAUCCCUGUUCUCCUGCAGCUCGUCGUCUCGCGCCUUGUCGCUGUUACCGGAAUCUGUACUCGUUCGCUACGGAAACUGUCACUCCGUCGUUGGGGACCGUCGGCUCAGGCUGAUAGCUCUGCCUUCCCGACCUUUGCCCGCCGCCUCUCAUGCUAUAGGUUCUUUUGCAGGCACUUCCAGCAGCAUAGUUUCAAAAACUUCAUCGCCCAGUUUCAUGGGUGAAAGUGGUUUGUUAAUUGUUGGGCCAGGCGUACUUGGAAAAUUGGUCGCUGAAAAAUGGCUGAAGGAUUACCCUGGCAGCCAUAUUUUUGGACAGACAAUGACUACAGAACAUCAUGAUGAAUUGGUGAAGCUUGGUAUUAAACCAUCUUUGAAAGGAAAAAGUGAUGGGGAGUAUUCUAAUAUUAUUUUUUGUGCUCCUCCAUCUAGAACUGCAGAUUACCCUGCUGAUGUUCGACUGGCCAUAUCAAAUUGGAGUGGCAAAGGUUCUUUUCUAUUCACAUCAAGCACUGCUGUAUAUGACUGCAAUGAUGAAGCACUGUGCGAUGAGGACUACCCUGUAGUACCACUCGGUAGAAGUCCUCGCACAGAUGUUCUUCUGAAAGCAGAAAAUGCAGUCCUGGAUGCUGGUGGUUGUGUCCUGAGAUUGGCUGGACUUUAUAAUGCUGAUAGAGGUGCUCAUUUUUAUUAUCUAAAGAAAGGCACAGUUGAUAUUCAUCCAGACGGUAUUCUCAAUCUCAUUCACUAUGAGGAUGCUGCCUCUCUGGCUAUUGCAAUCAUGAAAAAGAAAUUACGAAGUAGAAUUUUCUUGGGUUGCGAUAACGAUCCUAUGUCCAGGGGAGAGCUUAUGGAUUGUGUGAACCAGAGUGGAAAGUUCAGUGAAAGGUUUCAGGGCUUUACAGGCAACAGUGAUAAGCAGACGAAGAGGACGAACAACUCCAAGACUCGUGCUGAGAUUGGAUGGGAACCUAAAUAUUCAAGAUUUUCUGACUUUCUUCAACAUGUCACAUAAUCUUUCAGAAGUUGUCAGUUUUGUUUUUGGGACCAUGCUAUUUUUAUUAGGAAGAUUUAUAAACAUAUCACUUAAUUCCAAAGUAUUUAGAUAUCUAA
Messenger RNA from Phalaenopsis equestris, 1208 nucleotides. RefSeq lists its product as uncharacterized. Lineage: Eukaryota; Viridiplantae; Streptophyta; Magnoliopsida; Asparagales; Orchidaceae. The transcript is spliced from 9 exons. The coding region runs from base 61 to 1110 and encodes 349 amino acids. The record is from RefSeq and is a predicted model, not a curated record.